AUCGCGCGUCGGGAGAUGCCAGCUGUGCGAACUCGAACUCGGGUGCCUAACUUUCACCGCGGGCGGGCUCCUGCCUGUCCGCGCCGUCCACACCGUCCACGCCGUCCACGGGCAGGUGCUAAUGGAAGCUCACGAACGUCCGCGAGGUGCGCGUCUUCGUCGUGCACGUCGCCGCGACGCGCGCGCGGUCGUCCCUUGUCGCGGAGCGAGGAUCUGAGAGAGGACGAACGCAGGAGGAAAAAACUUUCUCAAGUUCCGGACUCGCGGAAGGCUCCGGACUGCGCCCGUCGCGAGCCCGCGCGAGCGGUUAAAAACGCCUGAAACGUGUCGCGGGACCGAAACACGUCGCGCAGAAAUCGAAACACGCGCGAGCGAGGGCGAUGUGGAUGUUCCCGAGCGAGCCCGGAGUCGGCCGUGCGUCGUCGCGCCCGAACCAUCGGCAUCUCGCGAAAAGUGCGCUGCCGCGAGAGAUGCGAUUGCUCAUUUUCCGCGAGAGAGGGAACGAACCGGACACGAGCGCGCGCGUGUCGAGCGAAACGCGCUCUGAAGCCGUGUGCGCACCUUCGGAGUCCCAGUCUUCGCUGCCUUGAGAAUCUCUACUCAGCGCGUGCGGUGGGGUGGCGCGCGCGGAGUGCUGAUGGACGCUCGCGUGAGACGGCUCAGAAAGCGUUUCCCUGCCGUGUCGGUCCGAAAAUCACGAGAUCGCGAGCGACAGCUGUCAGUCAGGUCGACCGAAACUUCCCUGUCUCCUUCCCUGAAUCGUCGCACCGGCUGCGUGGCCCUCGGGAUCGGCUGGACCCAGAACUUCGAUCAUCAGUCUGUUCCGUCUGCAUCACUCAAAUUACACCGUCCCGCCUCUUAUCUACCGCGUCGGGCUCCCCACGUCUUAUAUCGCUCGCGUUAUGACUUGACAAACUACUCGGGCGUGUGCGUGUCUGAUUGUUUUUUUGUGCGGGUGACUCUAACUCGUGGACGUUCGCUCUCGCCGUCCUCGCGCUCGUCCCCGCGGACGUCGCGGCGACGAUGAAGAACGAGCCGCACCCGCACCUGGGGAUGCUGUGGGACCUGACGUACUGGACGACGUUCGCGCUCACGUGGUUCUUGCUGCCGAUACACCAGAUGUACGAGGACGCCGCGGACUUCAGCGUGAUCGGACGGCUGAAGACGUCGCUGCGGGAAAAUUUGAUCUUCUACGGCGUCAUCCUCUCCGUGAUCGUCUUCGGCGUCGUGAUCCUCGUGGCGUACGGCACGCUCACGACCGCGGGUCUGAGCGGGUUCGGCAUCGUCGUCUCCAACAUGUUCGGCAUCGUCACCGGGGUGUUCCUGUUAGGGUACGGCCUGGUCGAGAUCCCGCGGAGCAUGUGGCGGAGCGCAGACGUCGAGACGCGGCCGCGACGCGCCGCGCGACGCGUCGGCGUCGCCGCGGAGGCGCUCAAGAACGCGCACCACAAGCUCCGCAAGAUCACGCGCGCGAGCGAGACGACGCAGGAGGUGAUGCCCAGGCUGCACCCGCUCAGGUGGGCGAUGAAGACGAUCGCGAACGAGACGCCGAAGGCGAGCGUCUUCGCGUCGGCGUCGGACGCGUUGGCGUCGGCGGGCGCGUACGAGGACGAGACGGCUCCGGAGGAGGAGGACGACUUUCUCGAUUACGAUUACGACGAGAUCAAGGACCUGGUGCGGCUCCGCAGGGCGCUGCACCGGUGCUUGAGGGUGUAUCGGAGGACCGCGGCGCAGUACGCGACGUGCGUGAUGCAGGCGUUGGAGGCGGAGGCUGUGGCCACGGCGGCGGCGAUCGACGGCAAGUCGUGCUUGAUGGGCGGCGGCGGCGGCGGCGGCGAAGCGCGGUUUCGGUCGCCGUUUCGCCCGCCGCGGAACACGAAGUUUGGCGAGACGGCGGAGAAGAUCGAGUGGUGGUGGAAGUGCCGCGCGCAGCCGCUCGCGCUGCGCGUCGCGUCGGUCUUAUUCGGCGUGUUCUCAGCGCUCGUGGUCUGGUCCGAGUGCACGAUGUGGACGACGCAGGCGAUGAACCUCUCGGACGUCUCCCCGUUCAGCGCUCUGGUCAGGACCGCGGCGUCGUCCGGGUCCGAGGGCGGCAUCCACGUCGCGGUGAUGAUCCCGCUGGGGUACAUGGUCUACUGCGCGCAGUACUCGCUGUUCCGACUCGGAAUGUUUUCGUUUUAUCAGCUCGUCCCGCGGCACACGGAUUCGUUUUCGCUCCUCUUGAACGCGGCGCUGACGUGUCGGUACUCCGCGCCGCUGUCUCUGAACUUCAUCAUGCUCGUGCACUCGCUUCAAGAGACGGGACGAGAGACGACGUUCACGUCUAAGAUGUACGAGAACGUCCCCGUCGCGGCGCAGCACUUCGCGGCGUAUUUCCCGAUGGUUCUCGGGGUGUACUGCGCCGCGAUUUUGUUUGGCUUUUUCGACAAGCUCACGGCGUCGUGCUGCUCGUGCCUCCCCGGGUUCAGAGGCGCGAAGCUCGGGGAUAAGUACACGUUCGAGAGCGACGAUAAAGACCUCGAGAUGGACCUCCACGUCAGCGAGGGCCGAAGGGUCGUGGAGAGGGAGCGCGCGUCGUUCGCCGCCGUGGAGGGCCACGGCGUCGUCGGCGCGGGAUGUCCGUACUACUACGACUUGAGGAAGCGCGACAUCGGGACCGGGAGCGACGACUCGGGCUCGGGCGCGGCGGACGACAUCGAGUCAAACGAUCGCGUCGGAUUAUUAGGGAACAGGACGCGCUCGGACGAGUCUCGAGAUCGGCGGUGGGAGCGCACGAAGGAGCGCCUCGGGGACGCGGUCGCGACGAGCGGGAGGGGGGGGUCCCGCGGGGGAGGGAGGACGGGAGCGCCGCCGUCCGAGGACGCGCCGAGGUCGUUCGCGUCGCGGUUCGGGUUGGGCGGCGGGAAGACGGAGAAGAAGAAACCCGGCGGACGCGGCGGCGGGGGGUCCAACUUGGAUAGCACGUUCGCGUCGCUCUCGCGGAAGUUUUUACCCGCCGACAAAAUGCAUUUGGAUGCCACAACGAUGGCGAGCGCCGCCGCCGUCGCGGGCCGCCGCCCGGAGGUCCCGCGGCCGCCGCGCCACGACCGCGCGAGCACGCACCGUCGCGCGGGCACGAGCGCGCCGAGACGCGCGACGCUCCGUCCUCGACGCGCGACGCGGGUCGUCAGAUCCGACGCGCGGGUCGACGACGACGAUUACGGCUACCGCGACGACGGAUGGGAUGACGCGCGCGACGACGGACGGGACGCGCGCGACGACGCGUUUGGACGACGCGGCUACGCGCCGACGUACGAGGACGACGCGUACGCGUACGACAGACCGCCGCGACCGCGAGGAGGAGGCUUCGACGACGCGUCGUACUACCCCCGCGACGAAGGCCGCGCGCGCGCGAACGGCAACGGCCCGCCCCCGGACGUGACGCUCCUGACGCAGCGCGAGAUUCAGUCCCUCCUCCCCAUCGGCGCGACCGGGGAGCAGUACGCGUACUUCUGGGGCGGCGCGGAGACCGCGACGCAGCGCGUCGGCGUCUCCCUCCUCGGCCUCGUCGCGACCGUCAACGUCACCGCGCUCCUCGCCGUGCCGGCGGCGACGUUUUUCCUCUGGGCCCCCGUCGCGCUCGCGGCGCGGCGCAACUCCGCGGCGAGGCGAAGCCGACGGCUCGGGAUGUGGCGCGCGCGCGUCCUGCGCGCGACCCCGCGUGAGAUGGGGCCAUCGUCCGGGUACUACGACGCGAUGACGCGCGGAGGAGGAGGAGGAGGAGUGGGAGGGGGAAGGGGGAGAGACGGCGCGGGCGCGACGGCGUGGGCGCUGGAACUCGUCGUCGGCGACGCGAGCGGCGCGCGCGUGACGCUCAGGCGCGUUCUAUACACUGGUCCCCAUACGACCGCGUCGGCGUGGUGA
This is a messenger RNA of Micromonas pusilla CCMP1545, 3903 nucleotides long. RefSeq lists its product as uncharacterized. The record is from RefSeq and is a predicted model, not a curated record. The transcript is spliced from 2 exons. The coding region runs from base 1024 to 3903 and encodes 959 amino acids. NCBI's taxonomy places the organism in Eukaryota, Viridiplantae, Chlorophyta, Mamiellophyceae, Mamiellales, Mamiellaceae. Gene Ontology annotation, cellular component: membrane.